Molecule: messenger RNA, 2325 nt
Organism: Meriones unguiculatus (Mongolian gerbil)
Lineage: Eukaryota; Metazoa; Chordata; Mammalia; Rodentia; Muridae
Gene: Cpne4
Product: copine 4
Exons: 17
Coding region: 560-2257 (565 amino acids)
Biological process (GO): cellular response to calcium ion
Cellular component (GO): plasma membrane
Molecular function (GO): calcium-dependent phospholipid binding
Source: RefSeq, a predicted model, not a curated record
UAUCUUGCCGGGCUGCUGGGCGCAAGGGUUUCGUCAGAAGGUGGAAAUCUCAGUGAGAAGCUGCCAUCUCCCGGCUCUCACCCCUCCCUCCCUCCCUUCCUCCUUUCCUUCCUUCCUCACUCCGCUGCUCCCUCCCUCCUUCCCCAGUUCCUUCCUCUCUACUCUGAGAGUUCCCGAGCCCAGCAGCUCCUUGCAUGCUGUUCACCCUCUCCCCCAGCCCCCACCCCCAAGAAUGGAGUCGUGGUUUCCAGAGCGACCAAACUCCGCUCCCAGCAUCUUUAUCCUCCUCGGCUGUUGCUAAACUGGCCCCAGAGGACCAAAGAGGUGGGAGGGAAGCCCGACCCACCUAAGACCUCUUAACAACUACACCACCCAGGACCUCCACUCCAAAGGCGGAUUUUGCAUCCUGGGGGCGGGACAGACCUGUCCCGGGCUGAAUUCUCUUUCUAGUCUCCAAGGCUGGCACACCCAGGUGCACCAGCAAGCGUGGAGCUAGGUGCUGGGGACCCCGCAAGGCACAAAGAGCUGUUUGGGAAAUAGAGAAAGGACGAGAAUAAAAAUGGAAGACCCGGAAGCACAAGGAAUGAAGAAGAUGAGCAACAUUUACGAGUCGGCUGCCAACACGCUGGGGAUCUUUAACAGCCCCUGCUUGACCAAAGUCGAGCUGCGUGUGGCCUGCAAGGGCAUUUCCGACAGGGAUGCUCUGUCCAAGCCGGACCCUUGCGUCAUCCUCAAGAUGCAGUCCCACGGGCAGUGGUUCGAGGUGGACAGGACGGAGGUCAUCCGUACCUGCAUAAACCCAGUGUACUCGAAACUGUUUACCGUGGACUUUUACUUUGAAGAGGUCCAGCGUCUCCGGUUUGAGGUUCAUGACAUCAGCAGCAAUCACAACGGGCUGAAGGAGGCUGACUUCCUGGGUGGCAUGGAGUGCACCCUUGGCCAGAUUGUAUCCCAGAGAAAGCUUUCCAAGUCCUUGCUGAAGCACGGGAACACAGCGGGGAAAUCCUCCAUCACGGUGAUUGCUGAGGAAUUAUCGGGCAAUGAUGACUACGUGGAGCUGGCCUUCAAUGCACGGAAAUUGGACGAUAAGGAUUUCUUCAGUAAAUCUGACCCAUUUCUGGAAAUUUUCAGAAUGAAUGAUGACGCGACUCAGCAGCUUGUACACCGAACAGAGGUUGUGAUGAAUAACUUAAGCCCAGCCUGGAAGUCAUUCAAAGUGUCGGUAAAUUCUCUCUGCAGUGGAGAUCCAGACCGCAGGCUAAAGUGCAUAGUGUGGGACUGGGAUUCCAAUGGCAAGCACGACUUCAUCGGAGAAUUCACCUCCACCUUCAAGGAGAUGAGAGGAGCCAUGGAAGGAAAACAGGUACAGUGGGAAUGCAUCAACCCCAAGUACAAGGCCAAGAAGAAGAAUUACAAGAACUCAGGCAUGGUGAUUCUGAAUCAGUGUAAGAUCCACAAGAUGCAUUCCUUCUUGGACUACAUCAUGGGUGGCUGUCAAAUCCAGUUUACAGUAGCUAUAGAUUUUACGGCCUCUAACGGAGACCCCAGGAACAGCUGUUCCCUGCACUAUAUCCACCCUUACCAGCCCAAUGAGUACCUAAAGGCCUUGGUGGCUGUGGGAGAGAUUUGUCAAGACUAUGACAGUGACAAAAUGUUCCCGGCUUUUGGGUUCGGUGCCAGGAUACCCCCAGAGUACACGGUCUCUCAUGACUUUGCAAUCAACUUUAAUGAAGACAACCCAGAGUGCGCAGGAAUUCAAGGAGUCGUGGAAGCCUAUCAGAGCUGUCUUCCCAAGCUCCAGCUUUAUGGUCCCACCAACAUCGCUCCCAUCAUUCAGAAGGUUGCCAAGUCCGCUUCAGAGGAGACAAACACAAAGGAGGCAUCGCAAUACUUCAUCCUGCUGAUCCUGACAGACGGCGUCAUCACAGACAUGGCUGACACCCGGGAGGCCAUCGUUCAUGCCUCACACCUCCCCAUGUCCGUCAUCAUUGUGGGCGUGGGGAACGCCGACUUCAGUGACAUGCAGAUGCUGGAUGGUGACGACGGGAUUCUGAGGUCCCCGAAGGGAGAGCCUGUCCUUCGAGACAUCGUCCAGUUUGUGCCCUUCCGGAACUUCAAACACGCAUCGCCAGCUGCCCUUGCAAAGAGUGUGUUGGCUGAAGUCCCAAAUCAAGUCGUGGACUAUUACAAUGGUAAAGGGAUUAAGCCCAAGUGUUCGUCGGAAGUGUAUGAGUCUUCCAGGACACUGGCACCGUGAACUCCACACUUUUACAGAGUUCUGAAACACUGUUCAUUGUAUUCCUGUACUUUAAAAAAAAAUAACAA